CGCUCGCUCAGCACACCAGACACUGGGCAAAGCGCUAUCAGUUGAUACCCAAUACGUGCAGCUGAUAUAUUUGUGCGUUUUUUCGGUAUUACGCAGAGGAUGUGAAUCACGCAAAUCGUGCGCAUCGAUUCUCUAACAAGCAAACAAGUCAACAAUGCCGGUCACGACGAUGGACAUCGCGUCCGUGCCCAACUUUCCGCAAAAGGCGAUUUUCUUCACUCAUUUCAUUUUCAUUGCAUUGAGUGCAAUGGGCCAUUGGGCCACCAAUGGAUAUUUAUUCUACAACUUUAUCCUGAUUAUACUUAUCCUGUGGUCCAUGCAUAACAUCCAAUCUUCAGAACCCAUUCAAAUGGCUUUUAUGGUCAAUAUUUGUUCAAUCGUAUUGGAUAUCUUCUACCUUGCAUUCUGUUACCCAAACAGUUAUGGCGCUGCAGAACGAUUCUCCGCCGCGCUGGCAAUCCUGCAUCUUGUCGCCCGGCCCUUCACCACCAUCUACAUGCUGAAAAUCCUGCGCGAGCGCGGCGACGAACCAAACUUUCUAGGCGGCAUAUUUCCGGCGGCGCCGAGGGCGACCAGUUACGAGGAUAUAGACCGCGCGCAGCCGCCGCCGCCGCCUCCAACUAACCACGGAGCUAACCAGCAUAGCUACGACUUUUCGAAUGUGCAACAGAUCUAAACGCACUACUCAUCAACUACUAACACCUAACACGGAGGUGAUGAUAUGCUUAAGAGAUUAAUAUUAAUAAUUGUGCCUAUACUUUCAAAUUAAACCAGUAUAAUAUAUCAGUAAUGCCGGAUCAGUAACAUGCGCGGAACAAUUUACGACUGAAAUUCUGUUGGAUGCACAGUCUGCCCAAAUUGAACGUAUUAAUACAAAACACAUAUUACUUAUAUAUAUAUAUGUAAACAUAUUUGUGUACGAAAUGUUAAUAAAUUGAUUCAUUAAAUGACA
This is a messenger RNA of Dalotia coriaria, 952 nucleotides long. RefSeq names its product type-1 angiotensin II receptor-associated protein-like. NCBI's taxonomy places the organism in Eukaryota, Metazoa, Arthropoda, Insecta, Coleoptera, Staphylinidae. The record is from RefSeq and is a predicted model, not a curated record. Gene Ontology annotation, biological process: angiotensin-activated signaling pathway. The transcript has 5 exons. Bases 155 to 676 code for a protein of 173 amino acids. Gene Ontology annotation, cellular component: plasma membrane.